GAGCACAAACAUGCUUCAAGUAACCGAAAAAUCAGCGGUGGUGCGGACAGCAAUUUCUCUGUUCCCCCUAAAUAUUGGCCCAAACCAAAAGACAAUUUUAGUUUGAACGAGUCGAGUUGAAGUCAAGUAAAAUUGACUAGGAAGGAUCAAAUUAUCGUGUUUCAGACAGAAAAGAAAAGAAUUGAUUAGGGCGUUAGAGAGAGAAAGAAGAAGAAAGAUGGAAGAAGAAAAGAGUUACGGUGGAAGUAGUAGCGGUUCAAAUUUGGAGACAUCAAAGGCAGAGAGAUCUGUGUGGCUUAUGAAGUGUCCUGUUGCUGUUGCUAAAUCAUGGCAGAAUCAUCCUCCAUCUCAACCUCUUUCUAAAGUUGUUUUUUCCAUUGAUCCUCUUCUUCCUGAACACGAUCCUGCUCAUCUACAGUUUACAAUGGAGAUGUCUGGCACUGAAUCUCUGAAUAUGCCAAAAACUUAUUCUUUGAAUAUGUUUAAAGACUUCGUUCCUAUGUGCAUCUUCUCUGAGACUAACGAAGGUGACAAGGUUGCAUUGGAGGGGAAAGUAGAGCAUAAGUUUGACAUGAAGCCACGUCAUGAAAACAUUGAAGAUUAUGGAAAAUUGUGCCGAGAGCGGACAAAGAAAUCUCAGAUUAAAAAUCGACAAGUGCAGGUUAUUACCGAUGAUGGUGGAGCGCACAUGAGGCCAAUGCCUGGAAUGAUUGGCUUAGUUUCAUCCAAUUUUAAGGAUAAGAAGAAGACACAGCCAGUCAAACAAACUGAUACAAAGAGAACUAGAAGAGACCGUGGAGAGCUGGAGGAUAUAAUGUUCAAGCUAUUUGAAAAACAGCCUAACUGGGCCUUGAAGCAACUUGUCCAAGAGACCGAUCAACCUGCGCAAUUCUUGAAAGAGAUCCUGAAUGAACUGUGUAUAUACAAUAAACGAGGUGCCAAUCAAGGAACUUACGAGCUGAAGCCAGAAUACAAGAAAUCUGUUGAAGACACGGGCGCUGAAUAAGCGCAUUGUUUUUUUACCUUGUAUUGCUCUAACUUUGUGAGCCCUCGCUGAGAAGAAGAUUGGAAUUCAGUUUCUUUUUCUUUGUUGAGAGGGUAAGAGUCAACAUGUUAAGUAAAGAAGUUGACACCAUAGCAAACAAUUAUAUGACAACAAAUGACCACAAAAAUGUUUAAUUUCACUCUAAAUAAUGUGCGGUUCUUGAAUGUUAUAUAAAUGACUACAGGAUAUCUGAAUAGAAGGCGUCAUGCCUGUUUUAGUUUUUGGAGGCCA
Molecule: messenger RNA, 1276 nt
Organism: Trifolium pratense (red clover)
Lineage: Eukaryota; Viridiplantae; Streptophyta; Magnoliopsida; Fabales; Fabaceae
Product: transcription initiation factor IIF subunit beta
Exons: 6
Coding region: 218-1006 (262 amino acids)
Biological process (GO): transcription initiation at RNA polymerase II promoter; transcription by RNA polymerase II
Cellular component (GO): transcription factor TFIIF complex
Source: RefSeq, a predicted model, not a curated record